GGGGUCCAGGUCUGCAGCCUCCCGGCUCGAGCCCCCCCCCGGGGCGCUCAUGGCCGCCGCCGACGGCGCCGACGCCGCGGCGGCGGGCGACCCGCGGACGGCCGCCUUCGAGGCCGCCUUGUGCGAGGCCAGGCAGGCGCGCGUACGGAGCCUGUGCAGCGACGGCGACGGCCGGCCCUGGCCCCUGCGGGCCACGCGGCCCUCCAGCCUGGGCGUCUACGGCGUGGGCGUCGAGCUGUACUUCCGCCUCACGCGCCACGCCGUCUGCGCGUUCGGCGCCGCCGCGCUGCUGGCAGCCCCCCUGCUGGUCUGCAGCGCCGCGGGCGGGACGCUGGACGCGGUGGAGGGCGGCGGGGGGGCGCGGCCGCUGACGGGCUGGCUGGCCCGGACCACGAUCGCGAACCUCGGCUCGCCGCAGGGCCCGGGCACGUGGCACGCAGGCGACUCGCAGAGGCCGGUGCGCCUCCUCGGCUGGGAGGCGGACAUCCGGGACGUCACGCUGGCGGCCGGCGUCCUCGACGCCGUCGUGACGCUGGGCCUGCUGCUGGGCUUCGUGUGGCUGGAGGCCCACUGCAUCCCGCGGGCCGUGGCCGCCCACCAGAACAUGCGCGUGAGCCCAGAGGCCUUCUCGCUCUCGGUCACGGGCCUGCCGCGGCGCCUGGCGGGCGACCACCCGCGCUACGCGGAGCGGCUCGCGGCGCACUUCGACGCCCUGCUGCGCGCACAGGUGACGGACCGCAGCGCGCAGGUUGGCCUGCUCGUCGUGCUGUGUACGGACCGUGGCCAGGCGGCGCCGCCGCUGCGGUCACGGCUGCUGCCGGCGGCCUGCUGCUGUUGCGACGCCCGGGGGCGGAGGCUCGGCAGGAUCCUCCGCAUCCGGCGGGACGCGUGCGACGUCCAGUGGUGCCCGAUGCCCGGCUGUCCGCCGGAAGUCACCGCCUGCCGCAUCCGCACCGCCGCGGGCGGCCCGAGCGAGUGCGACCUGCUGGACGCGCGCCUCCUCGCGCAGCUGGAGGCUGCCGGCUGCGACCUCCCCGGGCAGCCCUGCGGCGGCGGCGAGGCUCAGAGGUCCCUGGUGCACGCGGUGAGCCUCGCGCGCGACUACGGCGGCAUCCUGCGGGCCGCGCGCCUAGACGCCCAGCAGCGGACGAAGCAGCUGGAGCAGGAAGCCUCUGGUAGCCCCGCUGGGGAGCCGCCGCCGGAUCGCCCGCAGCACGCCUCCGGGGCGGAGCUCAGCCAUGAGCACGUCAGCCUGGAGAUCCAGCGCGGGCCGAGUGCCGGCCUCGACCUCGGGGACGUGGACGAUCGAGACGUCCUCGUGGCCUUCGUCACCUUCACAUACGCGCGCCACCGCGACUUCCUCCUCCACGGCCAGUACCACUGCAGCAACCUUGCGUUGGUCCGCUGGCUGCAGCCUCGGCGGCUCCGCUUCUCUGGCCACGCGCUGCGGGUGGAGCAGGCGCCUGCACCCUCGGACAUCUUCUGGGAGAACAUCGACUUCCCUGCCUCCAAACGGAGGGCGCGCAGGAGGUGGGUUCUGCUAAGCUGCGUGGCGCUCCUCGCCAUCUGCACGCUGCUCUUUUCCACGGCUAAAAAGCUGGCCAUCGCCGCGCAGGUCUCUGGCGCGGCGGGCUGCCCUCAGGAAACCACCACGGCACAACAUGCCGGCCCUGCACACGACUGUGUGUGCGGCGGUGUUGGCUACAGGCAGAUUGUGCAGGAUGAGCCCCCGGGUAUAUACGACUCGUGUCGCAGCUUCCUCUCCACCUCGCUCCAGGCGGACGCGCUUGCGGCGGCCGCUGCUGGGAUGGUAGUUGUCGUCAGCGUCGCUGCCACACCGCUAAUUGUCUACAUCGCUGACUGGGAGCGGCCACAAUCACUGACUGCACAAAGUCACCGAGUCAUGAGCGUCGUAUUCUUCGUUCAACUGAUUAAUAUAGGCUUCAUGACGCUGCUGGUCAACUUUCGGUCGCGGAUCAAUGUUUUGGGUGGCGGGCUGUUCGGGCUGAUAGGCGAUGGCGAUUUCUCCGACUUCGGGUUCGAGUGGUAUGCUGAAGUUGGGGCUUCCAUCUUGUUGACCAUGGCCAUCAACGCAGUGUGCCCGCUUCUCUCGGUGCUGUGGGUGUGGCUGCUCGGUGCCCGUCGGCAGUACUGCGUCCGCAGGCUUCGAGCUAAACCGGGGCACCAUCGUGGCAGGCUCUUCGAGCUGCACACCCCGCCGGAGUUCGAGCUGGCAGUCCAGCACGCACAGCAGCUCUGUGCCAUCUUCGUCACCGUGAUGUUCUCGGCGGGGCUUCCGCUGCUCCAGCCCCUGCUCGUCGUCAGCCUCGCACUCUUCUACUGGACCGACAAGUUCGUCCUCCUGCGCGCCUCGCGCAUCCCGCCCAGGUACAAGCACGGCCUGGCCCUGUGGUGCGCCAGGCUGCUGCCCCUCGCGCUCCUCGCGCACUCCGCGCUGGCGGUCUGGGUCUUCGGCAACCCGCGCGUGUCGCCGAGCCACCCGUGCCGCGAGGACAUCUGGCCGUGCGGCCUCCUGCUCGGCGCCAGGGCCGGCGCCUCGCCUCUGUGGGCGCCGGCGUUGGACCGCGCCUCCGCCGCCUCGGCGCUGCCCAGCGCGGCCGCGUGCGCCAUCGUCUGCGCCCUCGUGCUGCUGCGGGCGGCGCGGGCGCUGCUGCCCGGGAGCCUCGGCCUGCUGCCGCGCCUGUGUUGCCAGCGGGCCCUGGCCCCCGCCUGGGGGCGCGGCUUCCUGCUGAACCGCGCCUUCGGCGAGGAGCCCCUGGAGGAGCUGCGGCGGCUGAAGGUGGCCCACAGCUACGAGAUCACGGGCCUCCCCGAGUUCGGGUUCCUGGGCGCCGCGGGCGGGGGCGGCGGCGGGGCAGGCGGCGGCGGUGGCCCGGAGGCCCUCGGAGCCGCCGCAGUCGGAGACGGGGCCGCCGCCGGCUCCCCGCCCCCGAGCGCCGGAGAGGGAGCCACGGGGUCACCGCUGAAGCAGGAGCUGCAGGCGCUGCACCCCAUCGCGGUUAAGUUUGCCCCCGAGCUCGUGGAUUCCGCGCUCAGGAGCAGGGGCGCCACGGAGGAGGUCGACGACUUCAUCCGCCUGCACUGCCCGAGGUUCCGCGCCUUCGACGUCGACGGCGAAUUCGAGGUCACGAUGACGGAGGUGCACAGGCUCUUCUGCGACACCGUCGAGGGCCUCAUCUCCGCGCGCCUGGAGGAGAUGGGUCUGGACCUGAGCCUCUUCGAGGAUAUCCUCCAGCUGCGGGCGGCCGCCGACGGCGACGAGGACGUGGCGCUGGCCGCCCUGGCCUGCACCCUCGCGAGGUACACGGACUUCUGCAGCUUCGGGCUGCUCAUGCGCGACAGGUUCCUGGAGCUGUACGCGGCGAAGCCCACGGCAGCGGCGAGUCCGCCCGCGGGCGAGCCGCAGUCGCCGCCGGCGCGCACCGCGCUCUGCGACGCGGACGCCUCGGUGGCGUCCCCAGCGGCCGGCGCCCAGGCGGAGGCGGACGCACCGGCGGCCCUGUCCUUCUCCUCGACGUGCUACCGGGUCCCCGCGGAGACCUUCUCUCCCCCGCCGCCCUCCCCGGGCCGAGGCGCGAAUGCCACCAGCGAGACGGAAUUCGAGGGCGGCUCGUACUUUGCGGCCGACGGGUGCCUCCCCCUGCCGUAGCAUGACCCCUUGGCUUGUACAGAGGUCGCCGCUGUCGCAGCUCAAAAAGGGUCCUGGCGAAUGGCAGCACGGGCCUCCACGUCCGACCGAUUCGUGUGGCCCCAAUUCUCCUUGCCCAUUGCCCAAAGUGUUCAGGUGGUAUGGCCAGU
Messenger RNA from Prorocentrum cordatum, 3819 nucleotides. The record is from the annotation of a GenBank genome assembly. Lineage: Eukaryota; Dinophyceae; Prorocentrales; Prorocentraceae.